This is a messenger RNA of Eimeria tenella, 482 nucleotides long. RefSeq lists its product as uncharacterized. NCBI's taxonomy places the organism in Eukaryota, Apicomplexa, Conoidasida, Eucoccidiorida, Eimeriidae. The record is from RefSeq and is a predicted model, not a curated record. The transcript has a single exon. The annotation marks the transcript as partial.
GCAAAGAUGCUGAUUGUGGCAGCAGCAGCACCAGCAGCAGCAGCAGCAGCAGCAGAAGCAGCAGAAGCAGCAGAAGCAGCAGCCCUGUCUGGAAGCAAAAGGAAAAGGGCUGGAGGAGCUGCUGUUGGAGUAUCAAAUCAAAGCAAGCACCAGCAGCAGCAGCAGCAGCAGCAAAAGUAGCAGCAACAGCAGCAGCAGCAGCAAAUGCACCUGCAGAAAGAAUUACAUUCUUUGGGCUGCCGCUGCAGUAUGUGGAGACCCCCAGGUUAUUCUGCGCAUCCAAAUUGCUGCUGCAGCAGCUGCCACUGCCUGCAGCAGCAGCAGCAGAAACAGCAGCAGACACAAGACCAGCAGCAGCAGAGGGUGCUGCAGCUGACGAGCUUUCAGCAGCAGCAGACACGCACGUCGCAGCAGCACCGGAAGAAGCGGCAGCACCAGCAUCAGCAGCAACAACAACAACAGCAGCAGCAGCAGCAGCAGCA